UUAGUUCGCUUGACUACGUGACGUCACUUCACCCUGGAAAAAAUGUGCGAAUUAUAAAUUUCCCUUCAGGCACACAGCGAAUGACAGCACUUGCUUGGUGGAAAGCAAUGAAAGCAACUGUUGUACUCUUCUUCUUCCUGGGAAUGAGUAGUCUACUCUUCUGCAUAAAUCCAAGGGAUGGGGGACCAUAUGAAGAUGCUUAUAUGGUCACUAAUGCAGUUCUUAAAGGACUUCAGGGCACCGUGGUCAGUAUAUUUUACUGUGCGCUCUCACAAGAUGUUAGAACUGCAAUCACCAAGAAAUGGUUUCAGUACAAGGUUCGGUAUGAUCAGAAGAGAGAGAGUUCCUUACGGCAACAGAGCAGGCAGCAAUGCAUACGUUUUGGAGGUCAUUCCAGCGCUAUAAGGAAAGAUGGCGUGGAACAGAACUCCCCUUGUUUAGGAAGAAGUGAUACUGUAAUUACUCACACUAUGGAAGGAUCUAAACAAGAAGCUCACCCUAGAACCAAAUAUAGAGCUCAACCUAGAAACCAGGAUCAACCUAGAAACCAGAAUCAACCUAGAAACCAGGAUCAACUUAGAAACCAGGAUGAACCUAGAAACCAAGAUAAACCUAGAAACCAAGAUAAACCUAAAGACCAAGAUCACUCAAAUAUUGAAAUGAAAAUAUUCAGGCAUACUCACAAUGAUAGAUCUACUCGAGAACAAGUUUAGAGGGUCAGAGAUCAAUCAAGAAGAGAUUCAACUAGUUUUAAAUCAUCAAGAAGAGAUGUAUCUAGUAUAAAAUCAAUUAAGAAGAGGUUUAAUAAGUUCAAAAUCAAUCAAGAAGAGGUUUAACUAGUUUAAAAUAAAUCAAGAAGAGAUUCAACUAGUUUAAAAAACAAUCAAGAAGAGAUUUUUCUAGUUUUAAAUCAAUUCAGAAGAGGUUUAAUAAGUUUUAAAUCAAUCAAGAAGAGGUUUAUCAAGUUUGAGUUUUUUAAGUAGAGGUUUAACAAGCUUAAAAUCAACUAAGAAUAGGUUUAUUUAGCGUAAAAUCAUUCAAUUUGAGGUUUAACAAGUUUAAAAUCAAUCAAGAAGAGGUUUAACAAGUUUAAAAUAAAUA
Molecule: messenger RNA, 1101 nt
Organism: Eurytemora carolleeae
Lineage: Eukaryota; Metazoa; Arthropoda; Copepoda; Calanoida; Temoridae
Exons: 9
Coding region: 81-713 (210 amino acids)
Biological process (GO): adenylate cyclase-modulating G protein-coupled receptor signaling pathway
Cellular component (GO): plasma membrane
Molecular function (GO): peptide hormone binding; G protein-coupled peptide receptor activity
Source: RefSeq, a predicted model, not a curated record